This is a messenger RNA of Anas platyrhynchos (mallard), 3049 nucleotides long. It is a transcript of the gene CHRNA6, whose product is annotated as cholinergic receptor nicotinic alpha 6 subunit. Lineage: Eukaryota; Metazoa; Chordata; Aves; Anseriformes; Anatidae. The record is from RefSeq and is a predicted model, not a curated record. Gene Ontology annotation, biological process: monoatomic ion transmembrane transport. Gene Ontology annotation, molecular function: transmembrane signaling receptor activity; acetylcholine-gated monoatomic cation-selective channel activity. Gene Ontology annotation, cellular component: postsynaptic membrane.
GGCUUUGCUCUGCUUACCAGACUGCAGAGUCUGCUGCAAACGCAAAACUGAAAUCCAUCAUUGCACCACGUACUUAACAUCCAAGGGGCUCCUGUGUCUUCUUGCUGUCUGUUUCUGGGUUUCUCCAGACCUCUCUCCUCAAAAGCAAGGUCUGCUCUGCUUCCAGCAAUGCAUCCCGAGAGGUGGCUGUCUCGGUGGUACCCUGCUUUUGGUGUGUGGGCAUUCAUGGUCACAUCCUUGAUUAAAGAUACUGCAGCCUGCGAAUCAGAGGAACGCCUAUUUCAUAAACUCUUCACCCACUACAACCAGUUCAUCAGGCCGGUGGAAAACGUGUCUGAUCCUGUCACAGUGCAUUUCGAGCUGGCCAUUACCCAGCUUACAAACGUGGAUGAAGUCAAUCAGAUUAUGGAAACCAAUUUGUGGCUUAGACACAUUUGGAAUGACUACAAAUUGCGAUGGGAUCCCAAAGAAUACGAUGGAAUUGAAUUUGUUCGGGUACCCGCAGAUAAAAUUUGGAAACCAGAUAUUGUCUUGUACAAUAAUGCUGUGGGGGAUUUUCAAGUUGAAGGCAAGACCAAGGCCCUCCUUCGCUAUGACGGAAUGAUCACCUGGACCCCACCAGCUAUUUUUAAAAGCUCCUGCCCUAUGGAUAUUACCUUUUUCCCAUUUGAUCAUCAGAACUGUUCACUGAAAUUUGGCUCAUGGACCUAUGACAAAGCCAAAAUUGAUCUUCUGAUCAUUGGCUCCAAAGUAGACAUGAAUGACUUCUGGGAAAAUAGUGAAUGGGAAAUAGUUGAUGCUUCUGGCUACAAACAUGACAUCAAAUACAACUGCUGUGAAGAGAUCUACACAGACAUAACAUAUUCUUUUUAUAUUCGAAGGCUGCCAAUGUUUUACACCAUAAACCUGAUCAUUCCCUGUCUCUUCAUCUCAUUCCUUACAGUGCUGGUUUUUUACCUGCCAUCUGACUGUGGUGAGAAGGUGACUCUUUGCAUCUCUGUGCUGCUUUCCUUGACUGUCUUUUUACUGGUGAUCACAGAAACCAUCCCAUCCACCUCUUUAGUAAUACCCCUCGUAGGUGAAUAUUUGCUCUUCACUAUGAUAUUUGUGACCCUAUCAAUUGUCAUCACCGUGUUUGUCCUGAAUAUACAUUACAGAACUCCAACCACACACACAAUGCCCAGAUGGGUAAAAAACGUCUUUCUUAGCCUGCUCCCCAAAGUGUUGUUGAUGCAGCGGCCUCUGGAACAGCAGAAAAAAAGCAUCUCCAGAAAGACCAAGAAAGGAUCAGCCAGUACCUCGGGCAAAUCAAAGCACAGCAAACACAAAGAUAGCAAACUACACAAGGAGCAGCAGUGCUGUCACUGUGAUAAAGCGGCUGAACUCACUACCACCAAAAGAAGACGACUGAGCCACCAGUCGUUGAAGUGGAUGGCAGAGUACACGGAGUACUCCCCAGAAGUGAAGGACGUCAUUAGCAGCGUUCAGUUCAUCGCAGAGAACAUGAGGUCCCAAAAUGAAACCAAAGAGGUGGAAGAUGAUUGGAAAUACGUAGCUAUGGUGAUAGACAGAGUAUUUCUCUGGGUAUUUAUAAUCCUUUGUGUGUUUGGGACUGCCGGGCUCUUUAUCCAGCCACUAAUAGCAGAUACAUAACUUGAUCUGGUGCAUUUUAUCCACUUUUGUUCUUACUUCACUUUCAGUCUGGAACCAUCCCAAAAUUUCCCUCCACUUACAUCACUCCUGUGCUCAGCCCCUUCUCAGCACCCAGCCCCAGUGGGGAGGAGAGAAGCAAAGAGACCUUUGUGCAAGCACCAACCCAAAGCAGAAUGAGAAAAGGGCUGGAAAUGGGAAAUGACCAUGUGGUCUUGCUAAGGCAGAAAGGAUGGGAUUUUUGGAGUUUCUGCCUGUCUUUCUCAGUCAGAUCAGCAAGAGUAAUUGCACCGAGGACCACAGAAGCAGAGUGAAGUUUCUGAGUUUCUCCCUUGGCCUUGGUGCAGGGGGGCGUCAGGACAGCUCAGGCACUUCUGAGCGUAUCACCCGAAGAGUAAUGGCUCUGCCUGGUUUUGCUGCUCUCUCCUGAUCACAACUCUUCCUCAGCACUGACUUAAUUUGUGUUUCCUCUGUAUUUCUUCCCUUGUACAACACCCAGCCUCCAGCAUGGCGCUUAGAUGAGAUACCACAGCUGUACUGACUGCACAGAUGCUCUUCAUUGUGUCCUUGUGACAGGGCAGACAAAAAUCCAAAUAAAAGUACAAUCAAAUAUGUGUUGUUGUAAUAUGUGCAGAGUUGAUGCAGAGUAAUGCAUCCACAUUUGAAAUCUACAUGUCACUAAGAUUGUUGAAAACUAGUUCACCUGCUGCUUACCUUCGUAAGUGACCAAGGUCCCCUUUAUUUCCUGGUUUUGAAUAUCAAAUCCUGUGGUGAGGACCAGCAGGAUUUCCUACAGCAGCCCAACAGUGGUCCCAGUCCACAGAGUCUGCUGUGAAAACUCGUGCUUGCUCAGGUUCAGACAUAAGCCCUCUAGAGAAGCAUUUGUCCCCUGGUAGCUACUCAUCGCAGACAGUAAUGGCUUAACAGCAUUGGUUUGAUCUGGAUUUCUAAAACCCAGGACCAACUUGAAUUAUACACACCAUAUCAGGAGAAGGUUGUUUGUCAUGAAACCUGUGCAUAAAUAGGCAAUUUGGUCCAAGUGGCUCUGCAGCAGAUUUCCCUUUGCCAGCUCCUCACGGGUCAGUCUCGUGUGGGUGAUAUGUUUUACAGCUCCAGGGACACUUCUCUGGGGCUGGGGUUUCUCCCGUGCAACCAGGUACCAGUCCCACUGCGCUUCAACCUAAAGUACUGUGUAGCUGUGCACCUGAUGUGGUUCCUAAAUUAUGUGGACAAUUUACCCUUAGGUCCCUUCUCUGUUUUGAUCCCUGCUGGUUGUGCACAGGAGGAUUCUUCUCUAAGAGGCACCAUUCCCAUCCAAGUCAAUGGGACUGAAAUGCACAGUGGAGGUAACGGUGCAAUGACAGGAAUAUAACUGUCUCAGUCCAAUGUUUGAAAUAUG